Molecule: messenger RNA, 1209 nt
Organism: Aspergillus pseudonomiae
Lineage: Eukaryota; Fungi; Ascomycota; Eurotiomycetes; Eurotiales; Aspergillaceae
Exons: 1
Coding region: 1-1209 (402 amino acids)
Source: RefSeq, a predicted model, not a curated record
AUGCGCGUUUUAGAUAUUGCAUACAUAGGGCUAGCUGUCCUCCAGCUCGCGCGCGCCUGUGCGACAGACGAAGACUGCAGCCUCAAUGGUGUCUGUAUUAGGAGCAGCGAUGGUCCCAAGAACAAUAAUGGACGAGGUAUCCUAAGUAAAACAUGCAAAUGUGACCCCGGCUGGUUCGGCGAAGAUUGCGGUAGGCUGGAUCUUGCUCCGGCUACCAGGUAUACAGGUUACAACUACACGAAUGUUACCGACCCGAGCUACUACGGCAAGUACGGCAACUCCUCCUGGGGAGGGCAGAUUUUGCAGGACCCAGUCGACCCUACCCUGUUCCAUCUAUUUGCUUCUCAAUUCAGCUACGGCUGUGGCCUCAGUGGUUGGAGACCACACUCUUUUAUAAUGAGGGCGGAGUCACGCAAUGGACCGCAGGGCCCCUACCAUUUCGCCGACACGGUGGCUCCAGCCUUUCGCCAUAACCCUUAUGUUUUCUUCAGUCCAGCGGACAAUAAGUAUCUCAUGUAUACCAUCGGCGUGGAUGCCCCGAAGCCGGAGAAAUGCCAAAGCAUCUCGUACACAAAGUGGCCGAACAACAUCUCCGUCUCCAGUUCUGAUAGCAUUCGAGGGCCUUGGACGCCGUUUGAAAUGAUUCUUAACUCUGAAGAGCCACAAUCGACCAACCCUGCUCCGUGGCCACUUUGGUCAUCGGAGGACCCAACCAGCCAGGUUAUGAUGGGAGUGGAAGGAAAUGCCAUUUUCGUCGCCGACAGAUGGGACGGCGAAUACAAGUUGUUGUACACACAGAAAUGGAACACGACCAGAUAUAGCCCCACGUGGACCGAAGACCCGUUCUUCUGGCGCGACAAGCGGGGGAACUGGCAUACCCUGACGCACUGGAUGAUCGAUAUUGUUGAACACGAUGGGCAGAAAUGGCCUCGAGUCGGUGCUCAUAUGUACGCCCGCAAUCUGAUUGGGCCCUGGUAUUUCAAGUUGCAGGAGGCUUUUAACUCUACUGCCACGUAUACUGAUGGGUCGGUUGAGACCCUGAAGCGCCGUGAGAGACCAAAGAUCUUCUUCAGCGACGAUGGCGAGUUGACUCCGCUUUAUUUGAUCAACGGGGUCCAAAGUAUGAAUGAGACCUCGCGCAGUUACACACUUAUUCAGCCCAUUGGGAUGAAGUGGAAGCAGUAUGAGAGAGACCUCGGCUUGUUAUAG